This is a messenger RNA of Schistosoma turkestanicum, 5127 nucleotides long. Lineage: Eukaryota; Metazoa; Platyhelminthes; Trematoda; Strigeidida; Schistosomatidae. The record is from the annotation of a GenBank genome assembly.
UAUUAUUCUACGAUUGAAAUACUACUGGAAAUGAAAAAUCACGUAAUCAGAGUAGACAAGUAAAUAUUUUAGUCACUUUAUUCAUGAGAACAAAAAGACGAUUUCAGUAAAAGUCAACACUAGAAUGAAACGAGGUGGGCUCAGCCGAAUCAAUGAGAAUUUUGAGCUUACAUAUCUGAUUCCGUUGAGAAUAAACACACAAUAAUAAAGAUACAUCAGUCAAAGAUCAAUUAUAACAAAUGCAUUCAUAAUGUUUGAUAAAGAGAUAUGAUACCAGAUUAUUUGACAAAAUUUCAAACUAACAAUUUUAUAAGGAAUUCCCUAGGUUGUGUGACAAAUGCCAAAGAAUCAGGAUUAGUGCAUUCUUCAGUCGUCAGUAACACUGGUAUUGGACUUGAACCAUUUAUAGGCAUGAGUGAUUAUAACAUUCCAAUAGAAAGUAACUCACCAAAUGUAGAAAAUUAUGCUACAAACACAAUACGUGUUCUAGCAGAUAUGUUCACAUGUAGACUGUCAAAUUUUCCUAUGACAGUUGGGAUUUUCACUCAUAAAAACAAUCAAGAAUAUCUUUCACAACUAGCAAGUGAACUACACAACUUCAAUCGUCCUGAAAAUCCAAUACCCUUGAAAUUUAGCAAAUUACUCUUCGUAUUUCCUCUAGUAAUCAGUACCAUUUUAGGCUAUUUUGUUGGAAUGCUUACUAGUUGGCAGGUUGGCUUAUCUAUUGGACAUAUUGGUAUGUUCAUACAAAUUACUUUUCUAGCAUUGAUUAUAACGGGAUCCCGAUUUUGUCAAAAACCGAUUGCUAUACGCGCCAGUUAUUCAAUAGCAUGCUUUCUUCAAUGGCUUAAACUCUUUUUAAAUGUCUGCUUUUGUUAUCCUAUCAAGUCAGUGAAUACUAAAUCGCCAGUCAAAAUUAUUAUUGUAUAUCAUCGGAUAUGCCCUUCCUCAACAACAAAUAUGGCAUUAUUUUCAUUGGUUGAAAAAAUGUGGUUUGGUUUGGUUCGACAUUAUGGACAAAUUUUAAUCAGACUUCAGAGGGCUGGAAAACCCUCGGGAAGUUCAACUAGUAAAUAUAAACGUGUUUGCUGUUUACCUGCAUUUGUUGUAAUGAUAGCCUUUUGGAUUUCAUUUCUUAUUUCUACUAGUAUCAUGCGUUUAUACUCAGGUCAAUUAGCUAAAUUACUUAGACAUGGUGGACUACUACCUUUGUUUGUAAUUAUGAGUUCAAUAAUGUUUCUUAGCUUUUUUGGAUCAUUACCAUCGUUAUUACGAAUAGUGAAAGGUUUAUUGAUUAAUCCAAUUAAACCUGUGAAAACUGCAUUAACAGCAUUUCUACGAACUAACAAUGAAAUGGAUAAUGAAUAUUUUAGCUCAAAAUCUGUUGGAAAAAUCAAUGAAGCUGCUCUUCUUUCCAGUUCAACAUCAUUUAAAGAUUUAGCUAUAACAGCUGAAGAACAAAGAGCAUGUAGAGCAGAUUUAUUUAUCAAAUCAGAAUUUGCUAAAAUUUGUAAUUUAUCUGUUACAUUUGAUCGGUUUACUAAUACGCAACAAACUCGAUUCAUUUUAUGCUUAGACGCUAGUAGUACAUUACAAAAAGAUUUACUAGCAAAAUUAAUUUAUCAAAUACAUAAUUUAAUAUUAUCUGAUAUGAAUGCACCAGUUGCUGUUGUACUGGAGGCAAAUUUUAGAAUACUUUUAGGUGAUCUAGUAUGCAGUACAAUUUUAUCGCCAUGUAAUACAACCUUUUGUAAUAGUUUCACACAAGAACCAAAGCUGAUUGCACAAAUAGUUGGUGAUAAUGUUCAUUUAGUGCAUGCUAACUUACAUUUACCAUUAUAUUUAGAACCGCCAAUUUUUUAUGAUUCCCCUGAAACGACAAAACCACAUGAUGAACAAACAAAACAUAAUCAGCUCUUAGGUUCAUCAUUGAAUGGUUACUCACCUGCGAUAGCUACAUUACAAUCCAAUACAAUGCCGACAGCAGAAAUAUCAACUGUCAAUAUAUCAACAAGAAAAGUAUCAUGCAAUCCGAAUUAUAAUUCAAGUUAUGUCCCAAGAGCUAUGUUUAACAAUUUUUACGGAACAAACAUGAUUGACCAAAAUAAUUCCAAAAUAACCCCAAUAAAUACUGAAAAAGAACAAAUUAAAGAUGAAGUCACAGAAGUACAUGAGCUUAUCAGUGUAAAUGAUAUCGCGAGUAUGUUUUUACAUAACCAUGAUCUAUCUGAUUGGAAUGGAAAAGUAGUUAAACAGAUGGUGUUGUCUACAGCAUUUACAUAUCGUUUACUAAAACUGUACCACGUGAAUAUUGAGAUCGAACUGGUGAUUUUGUGGACUACACUUGUUCAUUAUUGGCCAUAUCAUACAACAUGGUUGAUAAUUUAUCUAGAAGAGUUGACUGCUUCAAAUUCAAUAAAUUCCAGCAAAGAACAAAAUCUUGAAGUGAAGAUUAAUCUAAUGGAGGCCUUUCUAGAGGUUAAAAAACGAGUUAGUGAAUCGAUUGAAAUGCUGGAAGCUUUAGCAACAGAAGAUAGAGAUUUAGAACGACUUAAUAAGUUUCUUUAUUCAAAAUCAUCUACUCAAAUUCCGGUGAAAUCUUUAAAACAGAUUAUCGCAUUUAGCCUCAUACAUAAUCCAUUUAUUCGUUAUUCAAUUCAAGCUUUAGUGGGUAUCAGAAAUGAGCGCCAAUCAUCCGAUCUACAUCACUGUUUCGUGAAUCCCCUUGGUAUAGUUGUUGAAGAAAAGGGUGAUAAUACUAGUCAUAGUAAUGCGUCAGAUAAUAUGGUACAGACAAAUUCAAUACCCAUAUAUGCAAGUAUUCAGUUGAACUCUUCAAAGGGUUAUGCUAAUCAAAUAGGUUGCAAAGCAACUGGUUCAUUAUCGUCUGCUGAAAAUCUUCCUUCCAAUACUUACUGGCCAUAUUCGUCUGAUACAACUGCAAAAGGGUUUAACUUCUCAAAUAAACCAUACUCUGUGAGUUUGAAGAAAAGAUAUCAGUCUAUUCCAAUUAAUCAGUUCACAGUUAAUGAUGUCUGUGAGUUAUUUUCAAGUAUCGUUGACAUUGACCCGUCUCAUAUGCAAUCUUAUAUAUCCAGAAUUAAACAACUAAAUAUUAAUGGGAUUGUGCUCUCAGUAUGUGAUCUGGAAAAAUUAAGACAAGAAUUAAUGAUUGAAAUAAGUGACUGGCAAUUGAUUUAUAACUUGAUAACUUGGUUACGAUCAUCAUCUACUGAUGGAAACAGAACUUUCUCAGAGAGUUCACAGCAAAGAAUAGGUGGUAUCUCUUCAAAUGAUUUUGACGCAAGCGACUUUUUAGCUGGAUAUAAUACAACUUCGAAAGAUAAACACCAGCAAUCACAACAACCACUAACUAACCAUGCAUUACUUACAUCAGUGCCAUCACUGAAUUCUGAAAAAGUGCCAUAUACUCCCGGUCAAAAAUUGAAAACAUCCAAUCCUUUUCUUGUUAGACAAACACCUUGGCUUAUUUCACCAAAAAUACCUAUCACAAGUUUAUCAUCAAAUGGAAAAUUACUCGAACCAUUCCAAGAAUUUACUCUUCAACAUUGUCCUAGUCCAGAUACUUCUGAUCAACAGAAUUCAUGUAGCGCUAUGGAAGAACCAGAGUCUUUGUGGAAAACUGAUAGUUUAAUAAAUGUUCCUACAUCCACAGAUCAAACACCCGUUACACAACAAAACUUUUUGGGUGGAACCAUUGAAAACUCACAUUUAAUCGAUAACCCCAACCUAUUUUCAAAUCCUGAAAGCUUGAGUCAAGCAAAAGAAACAAGACGAACAAGCAGACAUUUGAACAAUCUUGAGAUGAGUAUCAAAAAAGCAGAAGGUAAAGUUAUACCAGUACAUUCCUUUCAUCGAGGUUUACAAAACUCAAUCCAUUCGAAUCGAUUCGUAAAUAAAAAUGGUUAUGCCAGUCGUUCAACCAUUGAUUUAAGAACAGUUUUCGGUCCUGAACAAAAAAAUACAUCCAAUGUAAAUUUAUUGAGUAAUUACAGAAUUAUACAUAAUUCGAAGAGAAACCGUGUUAAAAAAGCUUUAAUUGAACAGCAUCAAAGGCAACAACUACAACGGAAUCCUUUAACUCACAAUCCUAAUUUUAAUUAUUUUGUUAAUCCAGAAUAUUACUCUUCAUCAUUUAUGUGUCCAAUAUCAAAACAUAGUGCAACUUUUUAUAACCAAGAUUCCAAUCUGCAAAAUAUAAAAGUUCCUAAUUUAAGGCGUGUUACUAAACAGCCUCGUCGUAAGUAUGAUUAUCAGACUAUGGAGAAUAAUAUACCUAUGGUAAUUACUAAUGGUUAUAACAAUGGCAACAUUAAUAAUAACAACGAGGAUCAUAUCAAUAAUACAACACCAAACAAAGUUCAUAUUCGACAAUCCCAUUUACAAGAAUCCUUGAAUAAUGUUGAAUCUGAAACAGAUGAUACAGUCCAGUCUUCGGACAACAAAAGUCAUCAUCUCAAGUUUAUUCCUCAAAAGAAAUCAUUAAAUUAUUUAAAAUACUAUCCUUCACAUAAGAUUCAUCCAAAACCAAUUUUCCCUUCACCAGCUCUAACACCAGCUCAAUUAGCUAGUUUGCAAGCUUAUACUGAAUGGUCAACAAAAAUGAAUCCUUACUUUGAAAAUACAUCAACACUUACUAACCCUGCGUCUUAUAUUCCGAAUAAUUCAACUAAUAUUUGGACAAAUUUUCUUGGACAGCAUCAACCUAAUAAUUUCUCUGUAUUUAAACCAAGUACAGAUAAAAAAUCUGAUCAUAAAGCAUUUAGACCGAGUCAGAAGAAAAAACCAAGAAAAACAAAUCCCGAUGAAGAGGAAUUCAUAACAAAUUCCAAUAAAGAAUGUCCGCCAAGUAAUUUGACAAAAGCUAAUCCUUAUUUAUUCACAUUAUCAUGUGAUUCAGAAGCUGAUAUUUGUACAUGUGACUAUUGGUAUGAAUUAGAAAAAGCAAGAGAAAAGUUUACCAUAAGUGAACCAUCUUUAAGAGCUGAAUCAGAUUUAAUAAGUAUCGAUGAUUUUGUAAUUGAUAAUGACUCUCAGUCAAGUGUCACAGAAUCGUUGAAUUCAACAGAUAUUUUACAAACAGAUAAGAGUAAACUUUCAAAAUAA